Messenger RNA from Abrus precatorius (Indian licorice), 1715 nucleotides. Its product is annotated as homeobox-leucine zipper protein ATHB-6-like. The transcript has 3 exons. Gene Ontology annotation, cellular component: nucleus. Lineage: Eukaryota; Viridiplantae; Streptophyta; Magnoliopsida; Fabales; Fabaceae. The coding region runs from base 542 to 1456 and encodes 304 amino acids. Gene Ontology annotation, biological process: positive regulation of DNA-templated transcription. The record is from RefSeq and is a predicted model, not a curated record. Gene Ontology annotation, molecular function: sequence-specific DNA binding; DNA-binding transcription factor activity, RNA polymerase II-specific.
GGGAUGUGAGACUGCUUCACCACUCCAAACCCACCAUUUCUCAUUCUCAAACCUUUCAAGUGUUGGUAGAUAAACACUCCUAAACUAUGUUACUUUUUGUACCAUAGUUUAACCGUGUAAAAUGAUGUUGUCUUGGAUAAAUUAGAAUAAGUGUGAGGAGAGAAGAAGCUUGAAGCUUAGUAGCUUCAUUGUGUUGCGUGUUAAAGUUUUUAUUUUAUUUAUUUGUGUUUGGAUAAAUUAGUUUGUUUGUGUGGAUUUGUUCUGCGUUUAUGAAUUGUUUGAUGGGUAAAGAGGGAGAAGAAGUGGUGAGAAAGCAGGAACAAAGGGGUGUUAAUGGGGAUAAGUGGUACUUGUAUAGCUGCUUACAAGACUCUAAAUAUUGGUGCUGUUUAAUAAUACAUCAUAAUUCCUUUUCCAUGGCUCCUUUUGAGUGAAAAAACCUUCUCCUCUUAGCUUUUUCUUGAGAUCUUAAGACAUUGACUAACAAUAAAAGGGGAUCAAAACACUUACUUCAUCUAAUAAGAUCCCAUCUUUUCUACUCAUGAAGAGACUUGGCAGCUCAGAUUCUUCGGGUCCUCUCAUCACAAUUUGUCCAUCAACAGAUGAACACAGUCCGAGGAAUAACCAUAUGUAUGGUGGGGAGUUCCAAUCGAUGAUAGAUGGACUCGACGAAGAAGGGUGUGUUGAAGAAGUGGGGCAUCACUCCGAGAAGAAGCGUAGACUUAGUGUGGAUCAAGUGAAGGCUCUAGAGAAAAACUUCGAGGUAGAAAACAAGCUUGAACCUGAGAGAAAGGUGAAGCUUGCCCAAGAACUCGGGUUGCAACCUAGACAAGUAGCUGUUUGGUUCCAAAACCGUCGAGCUAGGUGGAAAACCAAGCAAUUGGAGAGGGAUUACGGCGUUCUCAAAGCCAAUUAUGAAGCUCUUAAGCUCAACUUUGACACCCUCAAUCAUGACAACGAAGCCUUACAACAAGAGAUUAAGGAAUUGAAAUCAAGGCUGCAAGAGGAAAACAUAGAAAGCGGUGUUUCGGUGAAGGAAGAGAUAACGGUUCGUGACAUAGAAGACAAAAAGAUGGAAGGGAUAAGUAAGAGUGACCCAUCUUCUGAAACCUCCAUUCCUUGUUGUGACUUGAAGGACCACUCCAAUUAUACCACUGAUUGUGUUGGAGUGUCAAAUUCACUCUUACGAGUAGACUUCAAAGAUGGUUCUUCUGAUAGCGACUCAAGCGCAAUCUUAAACGAAGACAACAGUCCCAAAGCUGCACUUUCUUCAUUUCAAAGCCACCACCUUUUGGUUUCUCCUGAGUCUUCUCCAAUGAAUUGUUUCCAGUUCCAGAAACCGUACCAUGUGAAGAUGGAGGAGCACAAUUUCUUAAGCGCGGAUGAAGCUUGCAAUUUCUUCUCUGAUGAUCAAGCACCCACCCUUCACUGGUACUGUUCAGACCAAUGGAACUGAAUUGCGAAAACAAAAGCACCAAAUGAAACCCCUUUUACAAAGCUCUAGUGUUACUCUGCAAGAUUCAAGACGAAGUUGUAAAAAUGGUUGCGUGGUUAAUUAUGUAGCACAAGGAGAAGACUCUGCAAUACCUUAAUCAUCAUGAUUAAGGUUAAUUAUGGGGCAACGGGUAAUAAUUAAUAUGAAUAAUUAUUCAGUCGAAAUCGAACCAUGCUGUAAGAAAAAUUAAAUUCAAGCAUACAAAAUCGGUGUUUGAAUC